This is a messenger RNA of Phyllotreta striolata, 860 nucleotides long. NCBI's taxonomy places the organism in Eukaryota, Metazoa, Arthropoda, Insecta, Coleoptera, Chrysomelidae. The record is from the annotation of a GenBank genome assembly.
UUAAGUUACGUCACUAACUUCAUUUCGUUACAUGAUUAUUUUUGUAAUUUCGACAUGUUGUGAUGUCGAAAUAAGCCCGUUUUAGCAAAUUUACCUUAUUAAUUUCGUCUUCAGCAGGUAUUGUAAUGGCGAAACGAACCGUAUAAUGUGAAUGUGUGUUUUUAGCGAAACGAAAAUCGCCUAGCCUAGUUUGCGUGUGGAAGAAGUUAAGAAUUGUAGAAAAAUGGCCCUUAAUAAUUUGUUGAAAACCAGCGUAACAUUAUCCAAGGUUUUAAAGGUCAAUUUUAUUCAAAAUGCUGCCAGGAUAUUCUCCGCAGGACAACCAGCUUUGAACAAAAAAGAAGUAACUAUUACAUUCGUAAAAUCUAACGGCGACCGGAUUAAAACGACAGGAAAAAUCGGCGACAGCCUACUCGAUGUUGUAGUCAACAACAACAUAGAUCUAGACGGCUUCGGCGCCUGUGAGGGCACCCUUACUUGCUCAACCUGCCAUUUGAUAUUCAAGCCGGAAGACUUCGAGGCCCUGCCGUGUAAGGCCUGCGACGAGGAAUUGGAUAUGCUCGAUUUGGCUUACGAUUUGAGCGAUACAUCCAGAUUAGGUUGUCAAAUUAUUCUCAACGAGAAAAUGGACGGUUUGGAAGUCAAAGUUCCGGCUACAAUUAACGAUGCUAGAAGUUAAUUGACUACACUGUAAAUAGUUCAUUAGGACUAAAAGUAAAUUGAUAUUUUUUUAAUGUUUACGUUGUUACGACUUUUAUGCGACUUAUAGUGAUAUAUUUACGAAUUGAAUUUUAAGUCUGUAUCUUCUAUUUUUUGUUAGUUACCAAGCCAAUUUAAUGCUAAUAUAUUAUAUGAAAGUA